AUGGAGGAAGACACCCGUCAGUCCCCUAUACUUGGAAGAGGUUCAAUGGCCCUCAAAGUUGACCCAGCACCUGGGUCUCAUCCUUCUGGCUCUACCCCUAACUCUCUUGACGGUCCUCCUAAGUGUCAUCAUUGUAAUAGGAAUCAUUACUCUGAGAAGUGUUUUAAGGAGUAUGGUUAUCUCGAUUGGUUUGUUGACUACAAAUCUCGUAUGUACGGUCCCAAGACCGCUUGCACUGUGACUCAAGAUAAAGCCCGUCCUCCGGCCCCGUUUGCAAAUCUGUGUGCUUCCGAUACCAUGCCAAGUAUGGGUUUUAAUACUUGGAUAAUUGAUACUGGUGCUUCUGAUCAUAUGACUUAUGAUGGUAAUAUGUUUGAUGAGUUGUUUCAUAACCCUCGUGACCCUUAUAUUACUAGUGUUAAUGGUUUACCUUCCCCAAUUACCGGUGAAGACAUCAUCCACCUCACUCCUUCUAUACCUCUGUCCUAUGCACUAUUGGAUCUCAAGACUCACGAGAAGAUUGGGCAUGGUAAACGGAUAUGGGAGUUAUAUUACUUACAGUUACCGAUUGCAGCAGUUCGUGGUUGUGUCGCUAAUAAAGUCCAGAGUGGCAGUAUCAAAGACAAGCAACAACUUUGGCUGUGGCAUCGUCGCUUAGGACAUCCGUCAUUUGGUUAUCUUAAACAUUUGUUUCCUUCAUUAUUUAGUUUGUGUGAUGAGUCUAGCUUCAAAUGUGAGACUUGUGUAAUGGCCAAGAGCCAUCGUACAGUUUUUCCUUUGAGUAAUAAUAAAGCUGCAUUGCCUUUUGCGUUAGCACAUUCGGAUGUAUGGGGCCCUGCCCGUGUGACUUCUCAUGAUUUUCGUUGGUUUGUCACGUUUAUUGAUGAUUGCAUUCGCUUAACAUGGGUAUAUUUGAUGAAGCAUAAACAUGAUGUUGCCUCUAUUCUUCCUGUUUUUUGUGUUAUGGUGCCUACUCAAUUUCAUGUCCAUGUUAAAGUACUUCGGACUGAUAACGGAGGUGAAUAUGUGAAUCAUACCUUGAUCCAGUUCUUCCGUGAUCAAGGUAUCAUUCACCAAACUACCACUCCAUUCACUCAUCAACAGAAUGAUGUGUUUGAACUUAAGAAUUGUCAGUUACUUGAAGUUGCCUACUCCCUUAUGUUGGAUAUGUGUGUUCCUUAUCAUCUUUGGGGACAUGGUGUUUUGGUUGUUGCUUAUUUGAUUAACCGUACUCUUAGUCGGGUUCUUGAUUUCAAAACUCCGCUUGAUGUGUUAUGUGCCCAUACUUCUUCGGUUUCAGUCUCUAAGCUACCUUCGAAUGUGUUUUGGUGUGUUGCUUAUGUUCAUGUCUACUCCCAUCAACGGAGUAAACUUGACCCGUGUGUUUUUCGCUGUGUCUUCAUUGGCCAUUCGACCACUCAGAAGGAUUAUAAGUGUUAUCACACUCAUUCAUAA
Prunus armeniaca (apricot) is the source of this 1455-nucleotide messenger RNA. NCBI's taxonomy places the organism in Eukaryota, Viridiplantae, Streptophyta, Magnoliopsida, Rosales, Rosaceae. The record is from the annotation of a GenBank genome assembly.